Rhipicephalus sanguineus (brown dog tick) is the source of this 1422-nucleotide messenger RNA. RefSeq names its product phosphate-regulating neutral endopeptidase PHEX. The transcript has a single exon. Gene Ontology annotation, molecular function: metalloendopeptidase activity. Gene Ontology annotation, biological process: protein processing. Gene Ontology annotation, cellular component: plasma membrane. Bases 1 to 1422 code for a protein of 473 amino acids. NCBI's taxonomy places the organism in Eukaryota, Metazoa, Arthropoda, Arachnida, Ixodida, Ixodidae. The record is from RefSeq and is a predicted model, not a curated record.
AUGACUGAGGAAUACUCGGUGAAGGACCUGUGGUCUAUUGAUAUGCUGCCAAAGAGUGACCGCUGGGACUGGCUCAGUUACAUGAGAAUGCUAUUCAAGACCGAGACGAGGGUCGUAGGGACCACAUUUAUGUACGUGGAGGAUCCCUCGUUCUUCUCUCGCGUGAGCACCAUAUUCGACACGGAUAACUAUCAGACUGCCAUCGCGAACUACGUGGGCUUCAAAGCCAUGGUCACGUUUUCGCCGUUCCUGCCAUCCGAUUACCGACUGCUGUACGAAUUCAGUCACGGCUACAACAUCCAGCAUAUAGACGCCCAGCUCGCGACAUGCAGCUUCCUUCUUGAGAAGAUGUACCGCUAUGGCGUCGGUGUGGCUGCCAAGCUCACGUCCAGCAAGGAAUUCGCCAGCGUAUACAGGACGCACAACGAUGACCAGUUUGCCGCGUUGUUCAACGAGACGCGGACGGUCGUGCGCGACCUCCUGCAGUCGGGUCGCUCCUGGUUUUCACGCGAGGACAUCAAAACGGUUCAGCGGAAGCUGGACGCCAUGGCGCUGGUCUUCGGCACGCAGGCAAACUUCGUCCAGUACGAGGGCUACCGCCAGACUCCAGCGCUGGCCCUGGAUUCUAAGAGCAGCGUUCUGGACACUGUGUUUUCUAUCUUUUCCUACGCGUCUUCCACAUACUGGGACGCUCUCGCCGCUGGUGGCGCUGUAAGGACGACGGCAGCCUACGACAACGUCUACACGACAUCCAUCUUUAACUGGGGCAGCGAGUACCAGCCUACCAACAACUUGGUGUUCGUUCCCAACGGCGUGGUUGGAUUCCUCGGCACAAUAUCGAACAAGAUUCCGUUCCAGCUAUACCCAGCCGUUCUGGCGCACGUAGUUAGGCCUGUGCUGAGCGCGCUUGUACGUAGUAACUCGCUCUUUGACGAACGCAUGGUGCCGCGGAAGUGGUGGAGCUCCGAGUCCGUCGGCGCGUAUGAGAACGUCACCCAGUGCCUGUGGAGGCAGUACGAGGCGGCAGGGCGCUCUGACGAAGGAUCUGGAGCUGACUCACGCUCUUCUGGCAGGUUCAGUACAGCACGCCUAGAGAGCGACUUCUUAGACAACGCCGUGCUCCGACCCUUGUACGAGUUGUACGAGAGAGCUUUGGAGAGAUACAACGCAACGCGGAUGUACUACCGGCUACCCGAAUGGCGCGUUACAUCGAAGGAGCUCUUCUUUUACAACUACGCUUCCGCCUUCUGCGACGGUGCAGACAAAGCGACCAGAAAGCUCCAGCGCAGUCUGGCGAUGACACCGGCUAAGCUGCGCGUCAAUGUUCCUCUCAGCAACUUUCCUCCAUUCCUCAAAACGUUUUCGUGCCCAAAAAAGAACACUCAGCUGCCGCGGUGCGAGGUGUGGCAGGGCUUCGACUGA